Molecule: messenger RNA, 6767 nt
Organism: Pygocentrus nattereri (red-bellied piranha)
Lineage: Eukaryota; Metazoa; Chordata; Actinopteri; Characiformes; Serrasalmidae
Product: progranulin-like
Exons: 15
Coding region: 45-1997 (650 amino acids)
Source: RefSeq, a predicted model, not a curated record
AGUCAGUCCGUAUUUAUAGCUAAAUCCCGCGCCUUUUUGCUCAGAUGUUCAGACAGCUGUGCGUCAUGGCGCGCUGCGCUCUGUGCUGCAUUUUGCUGGGCUUGUGCGUGACCUCCUCUGCUCAAGAUCUUUGCGACAGUGAUGAGAAAUCCAGCAAUCAAUGUGGAAACCUGUUAUAUGAUAUUAAGAAGUACACCUGUUGUGACAGGAGUGUAACUCAAGGUCCUCACCUGUCCUGCUGCGGAACCACUGCCUACAACAAACUGGAUAGCUCAUGCUGUAACAAUAAGAUCACAGCUGGUCUGAGUCAAACCGUUUCAUAUUGCUGCGGACCGAAGGCUUACAACCCCCUCAAUCAGAUCUGCUGCAGUGGAAGGAUCCAGAAUAAAACUUCUGCUCACACAGCAUGCUGUGGCUCAGGCUUAUAUGACACCAAGAAGCAGUUGUGCUGUAUAAAUCAGUUCGUCUGGCCCAAGGAAACAGACAAUCACGUGUGCUGUGGCAACGCAACACUGAACACACUCAAGCAGUGCUGCUGUGCUACUGAUACUCUUAAAGUGGAGAAUCUUGACAGCGCAUGCUGUAAACAGAAGUCGGAAAGAGAUAAGAUCACAGCUGGUUUGAGUCAAACCGCUUCAUAUUGCUGCGGACCAAAGACUUACAACCCCGUCAAUGAGAUCUGCUGCAAUGAAAGGAUCCAGAAUAAAACCUCUGCUCACACAAAAUGCUGUGGCUCAGGCUCAUAUGACACCAAGAAGCAGUUGUGCUGUAUAAAUCAGUUUGUCUGGCCCAAGGAAACAGACAAUCACGUGUGCUGUGGCAACGCAACACUGAACACACUCAAGCAGUGCUGCUGUGCUACUGAUACUCUUAAAGUGGAGAAUCUUGACAGCGCAUGCUGUAAACAGAAGUCGGAAAGAGAGAGUGCAGCCCUUUCAAAUGGAAGCCAGCCAGCAAAUUCUACUGACCUGGUGGAGGAUCCCAGACAAAUGGCCUAUCAAGGCUCAGCUCGCUCCGAGACACUCUACUGUGGAUCUGAACCAUACAAUCCCAUUGAAGAUGUCUGUUGUUCAGGGAGGCAGAUUAAAAAAAAAUCUGGUGUCACUCAAUGUUGUGGUGAAAAACCAUAUGAACUGUCAGAAGAGGGAGUGCUUUGUUGCGAUGGACAGCUCUACCGCGGCCAGCCGGCCGGCUCUAUAUGCGCUGGGAAUGUACCGUACUCUCCGCACAACUGCACCGUCUGCCAGAAGCAUGCGCACCUACCAGCAGGCCAGCAGUGCUGUGGGAAGAACACCUUUGACCCCCAUAAGGAUAUCUGCUGCAAUGGACACAGCCAUAAAGGGAAAGCGGACAUGACCUGCUGUGGCUCUCAUGCUUACAACGCCAGCUCUGGUACACAAAUGUGCUGUUCAGGCCACCUCCAUGACCUGACGAACCUGAAGAACAAAGAAGAGGCGGAGUGCUGUGGUCCUGUAUUGCUGACCAAUAAGACGGAGCAACAGUGCUGCCACUCAGCAGAGAAAACUCUGGUCUAUAAGGCCCAGCCUGGCCAUUCCUGUUGUGGUCACUGGUACUACAGUAUGUCGCUGUGGAGCUGCUGUGCUGGACAGCUCAUUCCUAAGCCGACACAUGGCACAAAGAGGAACGAGUCAAAGCUUAUUCGCAACAUGUCGGAAUACAGCCAGUCUGACAUCUGCAAUAAGACAGUGCUGUUAGGAACGGUGGCGAGUGUAGCAGUGAAGGAGAAUGGGCGCUAUAUCGUGCUGAAGGACCCGCUGGAGGUGAAUGACACCGAUGUGACAUCCUGUGGAAACUCUCUAGAAGUCGGGCCACUGGACCACUGCCUCUUCCCUGCGCUGGAGUUAGGCAGGACCUACCUCUGGACGAAAAACAAACAGAGCAAAUAUGAGCCUUUGGCUGACGUUAACGGCCUGACAACCCCACUUCACACCAUCUUGAGCCUUUGUCAAAGUAACCGUACAUGCUAUAAUGCUUAGCAUUCGGGACAUAUUCUAAAGCCUCUUUUCCACUGUAGAUCACAGAAAGUGGCAUUCUGCGGCCGCUAAGUCUGAACAAGAAUGUAAAGCUGAAUUUAAAUUUAGUAUGUAGGCCAUUACGGUGUAUUUUGCUACUACUGCAUUGCCAAGGACAUGUUGCUAAGAAUGUGAUUGAGAAGGCCGAGAUGGCGACUACAACUAAGCUAACAACGCUAGCUUCUGUUAGCUAACACCAAAAAUAGUAAAAAAGAUAUUCCUCUGUUGUCAGUGACCUCGACAAACUAACAUAUUGGCAGAUCGACUGAUGAGAGAAAAGCUAGUGUAGAAGUCCACAAGUCAUCACCAUCUACCAUUGCAUUGGUAUGGUCUCCACUCCAGUGUUAGCAUUAGCUCAUUAGCUCAUCUGAAGCAGCUUCUGCUACUCAAGCCCUGAGACCAAGGCCCAAUCACAUUUCUUCUUUUUGCCCCUACCCCUUGUUUUUGAGUGUCAUCCUAACCCCUUGAAACUGAGUUACAAGGGGUAGUGGUUGAAAUCUUGCCCUAUGAAAUGGGACCCUCAAAAAAACAAAACAUUACCUCAUUAAGUGGCUACUAGCACUCGAGAAAAGUUCAGCUCCUCACUGCUGGGCUUUAGUUAGAUUUAGGGCAUUUGCCUUCAAAGAGGUGCAAUUAUUUAUUAUCGUCCAAUGCUAAUUCAUUGAUGAUACGAAGCUAAAAUCAGAUAUUCACCAGCUUCUUGUUCAAAUUUUCCUGUUCUACCUUAAAUGUUGCAGCAGUUACAUUCUGGCGCUUCAGGCAUCAGAACUGCUGGACUAUUUAAGGUGAAACGAGAAAGUUAGCUAGCUAGCUACAGAGACAUUAGAAGGCAUUUAGUGAUCUUUUCUGCUUGUUAUGAAGAAAGCGACGAUAAUAUACUGAAACAAUAUUAAACUAAGAAAAUACAGUGGUUAUUGUAACUUUUUAACAGAGAAAAUUCUCACAUUUGUGGGUUGCUUUGGUCUCUUGUGCUCCGUCUUGCCAGUUUUCUUUUUUGCUCAUAACACUGCAUUUGGAGUGUCUCUGAAAAACCUCCAUUUGCAGGGUCAUGUAGCCUUAAUUCUUCGCCCAACCCCUCUAUCUCAACGAGAAUUGGGACACCCUAAACCUAGACGUGAACGUGCAAAACAGAAAGCUAAGGACUGAGUGGUAGGAGUGAGGGGUGAAAUGGCAUUGGGCCUUAGACUAGAUUUGACAAACAGUGACUUUUCACUGGUGCUGUUUUUGAAGUGUUGGGUAAUAUACCCCAACAUUACUGGACACCUAUUCAUAAUUUGUGAUGUGAUAUAUAGUGACAUUAGCAAGAGUUAUACAAUGAUGGAAAUAACCAGUUCCAAAUCCAGUACCACAGGCUGUCGUCAUGUCUGGUACAGUAGAUUGGAGAUGGACAUAAAAGUCCUUAUCUCAUGUGAUAAGACUACAAAGACAUAGGAGGAUUUUUUCCAAGUGCACUUAACUGAAUAUCUGGGCAUUAAAUGAGAAAUUUCUGUGAAAUUAAGUGGCUGAGAUGUAAACAAAGUCAUUAAAAACAGUUUGAUGUGAAAUGCUCCAUUGAAAAGAAACGUCACAGUUGUUCACAGUGGUAGCGAUAGGAACCGAACAUCUGAAGCAUUUUAACGGUUGUAAAAGCUACCUCUAAAUGCUUUUGAAUGCACUACCUAAAGCCUGAGACUUCAUUUUACAAUAGUUUUAAGAUAAUAGUUUGGCCUAAAACUCAUUAAAAAUGUUAAAAUAAACCCCAAAGCAAACAUUUUGCUUUUUCAUGUCCUCAUGUUUUCACUAUUUCACAUCAAACCAGCGUGAAUGACUUUGUUUACAUCUCAAUGACUGAACUGUGCUGAAUUUCUCUCAUAUGGAUACUUGAAUAUUGAAAUCAGAAUGUAUAUCCCUGAUCCACAGUAUGGCUAAACCUACAUCACUUCACGCUACUGUUGUGAUGCUACAUCUGCCAUUUCAAAACUAAGAACAGUCCAAAAAUCCUCUAUAUAGUCAACAGAAUGAGGAGUGACUACAAGAUUAUUACCUACAGCAGUGUUAUUACGUUCCCGUGAUACUGUCACUGACUCACUGUCAUCAGUGCGGUUCUCCUCUUGAUUUAGCAUCUUUCCAGUCUGCUCUGGUCCAGAAUGGCACAGUGUAACUUCUCAGCCCUACAGUGGAAAAGAGGCUGCAGUGAACAAUUAGCAGUGAACUACAUUCCUGCUUUCUAGCUUCUGAAACAUUUACAGCUAACCAUGAACAUUCUGGUAGCUGUCCAGCCAAAAAAGCUGUGGCACAAACCUGCCAGACUUUUAAUCAUUGUCUCAGUUUUGUCUCCACUUUAUCAUUUUAUAUCAGAAAGGAAUCAGAUUAUAAAGUAAUAUACAAUAAAUGCUUUGUAAUUUAAUGUUAAUUGUUUGGGGUCAGGGAGCAGAUUUUGUAAUGUAAGCUACCAGAAUCUGCAGAAAUUGCACUCAGAAGUCAUGAAUGUCUGUGAUUUAAAACAGCUUUCUUCAAGCAGAGCGUGAAUGACAGUACUGUAUACAUCGAGGCUGUUUACACCUUUACACCUUGCAUGAUCAACUUCAGAUUUUCACCAAAAUCUAGGAAUAUGGAGGAUAUAUGAGGUUGGAGGUAAAGUGCAGACUUAUUUUAGGCCAUCUGCUGGUUGCAUUCUAAAUAUUGUAAAUCUCCAUUCAUUUCGCUGUAGGGAGCCUUAAAAAUCAUUUCAUUAAUGUGGAACAUUUUGCUGAGUGACAAUACGGGGUGAUUCAAAAUUCAUCCAAUUUCAAAAUGAUUUAUUUCACUUGUAAAUCAUUAUACAGUAGAACAUAGUAUGCAGAAUGCAGUAAGCUAUAAAUAAUUUAGUUGAGCAUAAAGUUUAUUAUGUAAUUGUACAAGUGCUCAGAAUGAACCUCCUCCAGGUGAACGGACAGUCACAGGCAUGAGAUCCAGUGAUGCUGGUGACCUUUUUCUUGGAACAGUUGGUCCCAACGACAAAUGCUCUGAGCUGAUAGAGGUUCACUGCCAGAGUGACAGUCAGUCAGAAACUCUAUGACCCCCCCUCUUCCAACUGGAUUGUGAUUGGUUCCUAGGCACCUCAUGAAUGUAAAAAUAUGGCGCUUUGAAAUCAGAUGAGUCUUUUUGAACCACUCUGUACUGUAGAGGCUAAGCUACAAUUGAACUACAAAACCCACAGGUUUGAUGUGUGUGAGACUGAUGCCAUCCUGCGACUUUGUAGUCCAUGUUGAACCGUGUUUUGAAUGCAAACAGCAGGAGAUGAUCCGACUGCUUUUCUUCCGUAUCCCAAAACCAAUGUACUGUUUCAAUACUUUCACUUCCAAGGGCCACUUCCAAUGGCCACUUGUAGCAUAAAAGGAGGAUGAACAGCAAAAAUUAUUUAAUCUGAAUUAUAUAUGGUUGCAUUGCAACCUCAGCCCUGUGAGAUUCAAUCAGUGGCUUGAUUGUUGUUCAGUUACAGCACCUAAUCUUCUCCGCUAUGGCAGUUCAGGGCUGCCUGGUGCCUAAACACGUCAGGCACUUUUCCUUAACAAUUGUUGUUACUUUGAGUGUAAAAUUAAGCAGAAGUUAUUUAAAAACAUGAAAGCACCUAGAUUCCAGGACAUUUUGUGUCCAGGAACUUUUUCCUGGACAGACGACCAAAAUCCAGGAUGAUCCAGGAAUCUUGGACAAGUGACAACCCUGUUUUUGGCCAGGUUAGCCACAGUGAGUUAAUUGGCUAAACAUGCAAACUUUACAAUGCGGAAUAUUUUUUUCUGGCCUUUAUAUUUGGUUUUGUAUUUUCUUUCAAUUAAAAAAAAAAUUAGGCAAAAUGACGUUAGGCGCUUUUUACAUGGUAAAGUUUUAGGACAUCUCAUCUGGUCUCACUGAGGAUGCAUUGUAGGGAAACGUGAAGAAGGACAUCCACACUUGAAAAACAUAAGACAUAAUGCAAGGUGUAAACAGCCUGAAGCCGGCAGCAUUUCAAAAGGAAACAUUUUGUACCUAAACGACGUCUUUUUGACCAACCCAGUGAGGUGACCAGUAAACUAGCUGCUGAACAUCUAAACUAUGUUUCUUUGUUCUUGAAUGUGAUUGGCCCACGGCACAAAUUGGGCUUCUAGUGGUGCUGAGACAUACACCCAACUGUUUAAGGUCAUACAUAGUAUAUACAAAGGAUACUGCCGGCUCUAUUGUUUGUACUUCAGAGCUCUUAGCCUGGUGCAUAUUCCAGACACGGGUGAACAAAACAUCAAAACGCUAUUUUUUACUUUAUAUAUUUUUAUCUAUCUCGUAAAAUGUGUGUGACUUUGUUGCUGUGUGGAUUAGGCACCUUAAAUUGAUGAGAAAUCUUUAGAUUACUCAAUGCUGUGUAUGAGCCAUUUCCUAUAGGCUAUUACAUCACGAUCAGGAGCAUUCAAGGUAUUGUGUGCAUCUUAACUGCUUUUUUUUCUAAUGCCAUGUGGUGAGAUUUUCAAACUAUGUAUCAAAGCUAACCUAUGCAACUCAUAAAGCUGUCUGAAUGAGCUUGACGAUGGUUUCAGGGAACAACUUAGUAUAUUAAUAUAGAUUCCAUAUGCUACGGUUAUACAUUAUAGAACGUGAUGAGACCUGUGCACCAGUCAGUGGUUUCGUCUAGACUGAACCGCAUGUACUCUCAGUGUUCUCAUGUAUAAACCGCCUUUAUCUUGUUUCUGUAUACAGCUAUUCAUAUUACAUAUUCAAAUAAAGUGUUCAAGCAAUAUCAGAACUCAA